UUGGUAAGCAUGAGUUAACUGGGCAUAAAGUUGCAGUGAAGAUACUGAAUCGACAGAAGAUUCGCAGCCUUGAUGUUGUAGGAAAAAUCCGCAGGGAGAUUCAGAACCUCAAACUCUUCAGGCAUCCUCACAUAAUUAAGCUGUACCAGGUCAUCAGUACACCAACUGACAUUUUCAUGGUGAUGGAGUAUGUUUCAGGAGGAGAACUGUUUGAUUAUAUCUGUAAAAAUGGAAGGCUUGAUGAGAAGGAAAGCAGACGUCUGUUCCAGCAAAUCCUUUCUGGCGUGGAUUACUGUCAUAGACACAUGGUAGUACAUAGAGAUCUGAAACCUGAAAAUGUGCUGCUUGAUGCACACAUGAAUGCCAAGAUAGCAGACUUUGGUCUAUCAAAUAUGAUGUCAGAUGGAGAAUUUUUAAGAACAAGCUGUGGUUCCCCUAACUAUGCUGCUCCAGAAGUAAUUUCAGGAAGAUUAUAUGCAGGUCCUGAAGUAGAUAUUUGGAGCAGUGGGGUUAUUCUCUAUGCUUUGUUGUGUGGAACACUUCCAUUUGAUGAUGAUCACGUGCCGACACUUUUUAAGAAGAUAUGUGAUGGUAUAUUUUAUACCCCUCAGUACCUGAAUCCAUCUGUAAUUAGUCUGUUGAAGCACAUGUUGCAAGUGGAUCCAAUGAAGAGAGCAACAAUCAGAGACAUUAGGGAACAUGAAUGGUUUAAGCAGGACCUUCCCAAAUACUUGUUUCCCGAAGACCCAUCAUACAGCUCCACCAUGAUUGAUGAUGAAGCCUUAAAAGAAGUGUGUGAGAAGUUUGAGUGCACUGAAGAGGAAGUGCUAAGUUGUCUGUACAGCCGCAAUCAUCAGGACCCUUUAGCAGUUGCUUAUCACCUCAUUAUUGAUAAUAGAAGAAUAAUGAAUGAGGCCAAAGACUUCUACUUGGCUACAAGCCCACCGGAUUCUUUUCUUGAUGAUCACCAUCUGUCUCGCCCUCAUCCGGAAAGACCUCAUCCUGAAAGAGUGCCAUUCUUAGUAGCGGGGGCCCCCCCCCCCCGCCAUACUCUUGAUGAGCUGAAUCCACAGAAGUCAAAACACCAGGGUGUAAGAAGAGCCAAGUGGCACUUGGGAAUACGGAGUCAGAGUCGACCAAAUGAUAUCAUGGCUGAAGUUUGUCGAGCAAUUAAACAACUGGAUUAUGAAUGGAAGGUUGUAAAUCCGUAUUAUCUUCGUGUUCGAAGGAAGAAUCCAGUAACAAGUGCAUAUUCUAAAAUGAGUCUGCAGUUGUAUCAGGUGGACAGCAGAACAUACUUACUGGACUUCCGUAGCAUUGAUGAUGAAAUCAAUGAAGCAAAGUCUGGUACUGCAACUCCACAGAGAUCAGGUUCGGUGAGCAACUAUAGAUCCUGUCAAAAAGAUUCAGAUGCUGAUGCGCAAGGAAAAUCUGCAGAUACCUCCCUUACCUCAUCAGUGAGCUCUUCGCUUGACUCUUCUACAGCUGACUUAACUCCAAGACCAGGGAGUCAUACAAUAGAAUUUUUUGAGAUGUGUGCAAAUCUUAUUAAAAUACUUGCACAAUAAUUUUGAAGAUGGGCUUAUUUCUUUUACAGCAAUAAGCAUGUCUAAAUCAUAGUCAGAUGCUUCCAGUUAUAAUCAACUUAAAUUAACUAAGGCGCUGAAAAAGCUAGCCACAGAAUGCAAUUUGCACAGAGAUUGAAAUGAUUAUGGGCAGUUAAUGUAUAUUAUUUUGAAGCUGGGGUGAAUUCUGAUUGUCUCCUGUCCAACAGUGUAAUACAGGUACAGGGAAUCACA
Messenger RNA from Mesitornis unicolor (brown roatelo), 1799 nucleotides. RefSeq names its product 5'-AMP-activated protein kinase catalytic subunit alpha-1-like. The record is from RefSeq and is a predicted model, not a curated record. Lineage: Eukaryota; Metazoa; Chordata; Aves; Mesitornithiformes; Mesitornithidae. Gene Ontology annotation, biological process: protein phosphorylation; intracellular signal transduction. Gene Ontology annotation, cellular component: cytoplasm. Gene Ontology annotation, molecular function: AMP-activated protein kinase activity; ATP binding.